AUGGCUGUGUCCUUAAUUGCAAACACGCUGACAAAAAUCUGUUCGUGUAAAAUUCAAAGUAGCUUUUAUAAGAAUUUGUUGAAAUUUGCGGUUAGUAAGCGUUCACAAUUUAUUCGCACAUCGGCUUUUUCGACUGUGAAAGUGCUAAACUCAACGAUACAAGAACACAUAGAAAAUCAAAAAAUAAUGGAAAACUUGCAAUAUCCUGAAGUGUAUCGUGAUGAAACCAUUGUCGAUAAUUAUCACGGUGUUGAGGUUGCAGACCCAUAUAGAUGGUUAGAAGAUCCUGAUUCUGAAAAGACUAAAGCAUUUGUUGAUGCUCAAAAUGCAGUAACUAAACCAUAUUUAGCUUCCUGUAAGGUACGUCAAGAUAUUCAUGAUCGAUUAAAACAGUUAUGGGAUUUUCCAAAAUAUUCAUGUCCUGCUAGACAUGGAAAUAAAUAUUAUUUCUAUAAGAAUACUGGCUUACAAAACCAAAGUGUUCUCUAUGUACAAGAUACAUUGGAUAGUGAACCUAGAGUAUUUUUAGACCCAAAUACUUUAUCAGAAGAUGGAACUAUUGCAAUUACUAGUAGUAAAUUUAGUGAAGAUGGUAGCAUAUAUGCAUAUGGUUUAUCUAGUAGUGGAUCAGACUGGUGUACAAUUCACUUUAUGAAUACAGAAACAUGUGAAAAAUACCCAGAAGUGUUGGAAAAAGUAAAAUUCUCUCCAAUAACAUGGACUCAUGACAAUCGUGGAAUCUUUUAUGGUUGUUAUCCAGACCAAAAAGGUAAAACUGAUGGCUCAGAAACAGAAGGUAAUCGAAACCAAAAGCUUUGCUACCACGUUGUUAAUACACCUCAGUCAGAAGAUGUUAUUGUAGUUGAAUUUCCUGAAGAACCUUUAUGGAGGAUAGGUGCACAAGUUUCUGAUUGUGGAAAAUGGUUAAUUGCUCUACCUAUGAAAGAUUGUAAGGAUAAUUUAGUUUACUUUACGGAAUUAACACCAGAGAUGAAAAUAACUGGAAAGUUACAAUUAACUCAAAUAAUUGAUAAACUUAAUGCUGAUUAUGAGUAUGUGACAAAUAAUGGUACUAAGGCGAUAUUUCGGACAAACAAAAAUGCUCCAAAUUACAAAUUAAUAGGUAUAGAUUUAUUGGAUUAUAAGCAAGAUAAAUGGAUUGAUCUUUUACCAGAACAUCCUGAUAAUGUAUUAGAUUGGGCAUGUGCAGUUGAUGGUGACAAAUUUGUAGCUUGUUAUAUUGAAGAUGUCAAGAAUAUUUUACAAUUACACAAUUUAAAAACGGGUGAAAAAAUUAAAUCAUUUCCACUUGAUGUUGGCACAAUAGUUAAUUUUUCAGGACAAAAGAAUUAUUCCGAAAUAUUUUAUCAGUUCGAAUCAUUUUUAAUUCCUGGUAUUAUAUAUAGAAUUGAUUUAAAAAAUGAAGAAGAACCACAAGUAUUACGAGAGAUUAAGGUGAAAAACUUUGAUUCAAGUUUAUACAAGACUAGUCAAAUAUUUUAUACAAGUAAAGAUGGUACAAAAAUUCCAAUGUUUAUAGUAAUGAAACAUGAUGCAAUUUUGGAUGGUUCUAUGCCAGCUUUAUUGUAUGGUUAUGGAGGCUUUAAUGUAAGCAUUCAACCGACGUUUACCGUUACAAAGUUGGUUUUUGUUCAGCAUUUAAAUGGAGUACUUGCUGUGGCUAAUAUUCGUGGUGGCGGCGAAUAUGGAGAAAAAUGGCAUAACGGUGGACGAUUUCUUAACAAACAGAAUGUAUUCGAUGAUUUUCAAGCUGCUGCAGAAUAUUUGAUCGAAAAGGGUUAUAGUACUUCUUCAAAAUUAAGUAUCUUAGGUGCCAGUAACGGAGGUUUAUUAAUUGCUGCAUGUAUAAAUCAAAGACCUGAUCUUUUUGGUGCUGCAAUUGCUCAAGUUGGGGUAAUGGAUAUGUUACGUUUCCAUAAAUUUACUAUUGGUGUUGCUUGGGUGUCUGAUUACGGUAGUUCGGAUGAUCCGAAACAUUUUGAAAAUCUUCUGAAAUAUUCUCCAUUACAUAACGUAAAAAUUCCGGAAAAUGGACAAUAUCCCGCAACAUUAUUAUUGACUGCAGAUCAUGAUGAUCGGGUAGUACCGUUACAUAGUUUAAAACUUAUUGCCACUCUGCAAUAUACAUUGGGAAAACUUCCGCAACAAACGAAUCCCUUAUUAAUUAAAAUACAAACUAAAGCUGGACAUGGUGGUGGAAAACCAACUAUGAAAGUUAUCGAGCAAAGUACGGACAUUUUAGCAUUUAUUGUAAAAUCAUUGAACUUAGAAUUCAAAUUAUAA
Molecule: messenger RNA, 2304 nt
Organism: Eufriesea mexicana
Lineage: Eukaryota; Metazoa; Arthropoda; Insecta; Hymenoptera; Apidae
Product: prolyl endopeptidase
Exons: 13
Coding region: 1-2304 (767 amino acids)
Biological process (GO): proteolysis
Cellular component (GO): cytosol
Molecular function (GO): oligopeptidase activity; serine-type endopeptidase activity
Source: RefSeq, a predicted model, not a curated record